Molecule: messenger RNA, 1556 nt
Organism: Nipponia nippon (crested ibis)
Lineage: Eukaryota; Metazoa; Chordata; Aves; Pelecaniformes; Threskiornithidae
Source: RefSeq, a predicted model, not a curated record
UGUAUAUGCGAACACAGGUUUUCUGUCCUGAAAGGGAGAGGAGUCCAUGUAGUGCAGAUAAACAGGCUUACAACUGAAAAGCAGUGCAGGCAGGCUUGUCAAAGCCCAGGUGCUUCAGAUAACCAUUACUGUAAUUGGUCUGUGCCCUACCAGAAUCACUGCAUCUUCUUGCAGUGUCGCCAGCUGAGCGUGUGCCAGAAUGCUGGAGAACAAGACAUCAAAGAUCUGCUCGGAGAAAUUGUCGGUGGGAAAAGGGAGACAGUCCUGUUUCACCACCAAAGCUAUCUGCAGAGAAAGGAGAGGAUGCUGAAUGCAUGGGUUGACCAGCACAACAUGGAAAACCUGUUUUCCACAACUGCUCAGACUCAUAAGAUUGACUUGAAGCAUUUGUUUGUGGCUGGGAGUGAAGAUGUAACAACAAAUGCAAGAAAAACAAUUGCAAGCCAUGCUACCACCACCACAGCAACCACCACCACUGCCACAGCCGUAAAAACAAAUGUUAUAAACGCAACUGUCCUCACUACAGCUUAUGAAACAACUGCCAAAGCCUCAAAUGGCCCUGGAGGUUCUGGUGUCCUUGCUGAAGCCAUGUCAUCCACUGCCUCUUCUCCCAUUUCUGUUAACAUCUCUGCUUCCACUUCCAGCCAUGUCACCAAGCUUGUGACCACCACUGAAAAAUCAGGAAAUAGUAGCCCUGUCUCAGUAUUGUCCCCCACUUCUACUUCUGUUCCCCUUGCUGUCAUUUCUGAAGCAGGUACUCAAAUGGCUCAAACAGAGCAGGUUAACCCAGCCAUCACUACCAUCAGCACUCCCCGCUCUACUAGCCCCUCCACUGUUGGAGCUGGCCCAACGACACUGAGCACAACGUUGACCACCCUCAUCCCGCAGGAUGCAGGAGCAUCUUCCACUGCUUCCAUUCAUGCCACGGCAUUCAACCCCUUGGAGAGUUCACACUCUGGGAAUCCACUGCCUGGCAUUACAUUGCUGUAUCUAGGGCCAGAAGCAAGUACAGCCACAACAUCCUUGAGUAAAUCAACUUCUCUUCUGGGCUCUACAAGAGAUGCCACAGUUUUAACUACUGCCUCUACAGCAGAAACUAUGACUGGGCAUGGGAUAAAGUCAACAUCUCACAUUUUUUCAACAACCACGGCUCCAGCAGAUGCACGCAAAACAACAGCUUCGGGCUUUGCAGAAACUCAGGACAUGGACAAUGAGUAUCUUCGCAUUGCUGCCGAGCCCCUGACUCAGUACUUAGUGGAUAAAAGUUUGCUUCUUGCAGUGCUUUUAGUUGGUACGGUUUUUUUCAUAACUGUUAUAGUUCUUUUCCUUAUGCAGGCCUAUGAGAGCUACAAGAAGAAGGAUUACACACAAGUGGAUUACUUGAUCAAUGGAAUGUAUGUGGACUCAGAGAUGUGAAAGGGUGGGGAUGAAACAGUGGGCAGAGAGAUGGAAAAAAGAUUGAAAGCCUGCCUGACUUGUUUUUCUUUCCUAUUUGCCUAUAACAAACUGAAAGUGCUUCCAAAUUUACUUCUGGUGCAAUUGAGGAGAAAUGCCAU